AUGGGGUUUCCGGUUCUUCUUGCCCUCAGCCGGAUAACCCACCCUUGGGUGGUUCGAAGAAGAGGAGGUGCGAUCGAUGGAAUGCGUCAAAGAGGAAGACAACGUCGAGAGGCUGAUGGCGAGGGACAGCAGGGAGCUGCUCCUGAGGUUGGUCCGCAGCAUCCGGCAUUUCCCGGAGGACCUAUUGAUACAUCUUUAUUGGUUAGAUAUCAGAGGCACGUUGCCUGUCAUUUAUGGUUGGGCGAGGAGAGACGACCAAAACCGACCUUAAAGGUUGCUGCACAUGGCAGCAAAUUAAUAGGAUGGGUUCCGGCAAUGCUCCCAAGGCAGAUGGCAAAUUGGUUAGUUGCAUCUGGCCUGUCAUCUUUGCAGCAUACUAGUUUGGCCAGGGUAGAUACGCAUCUCUUAUCUGCUUUUGUUGAGAGAUGGCAUCCUGAAACAUCGUCAUUUCAUAUGCCGUUCGGCGAGAUGACCAUCACGCUAGACGAUGUUUCUUGUCUUCUUCAUGUACCGAUUAGGGGCCAGCUGGUUGACCCCGAUGUUGUUGUCACCGAUUAUGAUGCUAUCCAUCUAGCUGUUGAGUUGUUUGGUGUUUCGCUGAGUGAUGCAACUACAGAGGCUUCUGCUGUAAGGGGUCCUUACUAUAAAUUGGAUUGGUUAAAGCAAGUUUUUGAGCAACAAAGAGCUGCGAAUAACUUUACAGGCGCUAUGAGAGCAGACAUGAUGUUGCUAUUAGGUUGUACCAUUCUUGCCGACAAGACUUUUACUCUUGUCGAGGCAAAAUAUCUUCCACUUUUGAGAUAUUUGGAUACUUGUGGAAGCUAUUGCUGGGGGGCAGCUGCACUGGUUACUCUGUACAGAUACUUAGGGGAUGCCUCAUUUUAUUCAUGCAAGCAGCUUGACGGUUAUGCCUCUCUUCUUCAGUGUUGGAUUCAUGAGUACUUUCCAACUGUUGGAAAGAGAGGUACUUCUGGGUUAUGUGGCAUUGAUAGUCCGAUGGCUAGGGCGAUGAAAUGGGAAUAUAGGCAGGGGACGCAAAAAGUGGCUGACAUCCGAGCUGUGUUAGAUCAGUUGACUCCUCACGAUAUUGUAUGGCGCCCUUUUGAGGAUCAUCGGGUGCACCGUCCUUUUGAUGAUAUCUGUUUGUAUCGGGGUGGUUUGAAGUGGUUUGGUACUGUAGUUCUAUAUUUACCUGACAGAUGCUUACGUCAGUUUGGAUACAGACAGUACAUACCGACUGCUCCUCCUAACGUAGACACACUUGAUGUGGAUGUUGAGUGGGUUACAUAUAUGCAGAGUGUGUUGCAGGUGACCCGAUCCCACGAUGAUCCCCCAGCUGCUUUUGCCACCAUGCCAUACGAGACAGACAAUGAUUAUUUGCCGUGGUAUUAUACGGUGUCACAUCCUCGUUUGAGAGCACCACAGGAUGAUGAGCCGAUGGAGGUACCAGUGCCUGUCUAUGACGAAGGACCGUCAGACCCGAGAUUAUCAUAUAUAUCUCAUGAGCUUCAUCAUUACUUACAGCGUCAUCAGGCUGUUCCUGAAGACGAACAGUUUCUGGAGAUAUUUAGAGCACUCAGACUUGCACAGGGCGGACCAUUACCUAGGGAAGGUCCAAUUACUUAUGACAAUGAGUCUGAUUGA
Messenger RNA from Vicia villosa (hairy vetch), 1644 nucleotides. RefSeq names its product protein MAIN-LIKE 1-like. The record is from RefSeq and is a predicted model, not a curated record. NCBI's taxonomy places the organism in Eukaryota, Viridiplantae, Streptophyta, Magnoliopsida, Fabales, Fabaceae. Bases 1 to 1644 code for a protein of 547 amino acids. Gene Ontology annotation, biological process: meristem development; meristem maintenance. The transcript has 4 exons.